This is a messenger RNA of Anneissia japonica, 3830 nucleotides long. RefSeq names its product transcription factor SUM-1-like. Gene Ontology annotation, biological process: positive regulation of myoblast differentiation; regulation of transcription by RNA polymerase II; muscle organ development. NCBI's taxonomy places the organism in Eukaryota, Metazoa, Echinodermata, Crinoidea, Comatulida, Comatulidae. Bases 145 to 867 code for a protein of 240 amino acids. The record is from RefSeq and is a predicted model, not a curated record. Gene Ontology annotation, molecular function: DNA-binding transcription factor activity, RNA polymerase II-specific; protein dimerization activity; RNA polymerase II cis-regulatory region sequence-specific DNA binding. The transcript is spliced from 3 exons.
UCUGGUUGGCAGAUAUGAAAUCAGCCACCAGUGGUUAGGUAGAUGUAAGUGAGAUAGUACCGUGCUCUUCCUCUCGCACCGGGACUUCAUGUCGUAGGGUUUGAACGGUCUGUGUGUGUGAAAGUAGAAAUUGUAGGGCUUAUAAUGCAGACGAUGGAAGCUAUGGAGCCGAUGCGGAGUAGCUGCCGAUAUUCAGACAUGCAGAUGGGCUACUACGAUGAUUUCAACGCCAACGCUGAUGUGUCAAGCUACCACGGUAAUGUAAACUCUGUAUAUUCAAACGGAUAUCAUCAUGAAAGUGUGCACCAAUCGGCUCAUCCACGCACCCCUGGUUCUUGUUAUUCCCUUGAACAUAUUCCUGAUACAGGAUCAGAAGGUGGUCAUAGGGAAGAGGACAUGGAACACGUACUGGCCCCUGGUUACCCUGGGCAAGGGGAACGACGUUGUUUAUUAUGGGCUUGUAAAGCAUGUAAAAGAAAGAACGUUGCAAUGGACAAGAGAAAAGCAGCAACGAUGAGGGAGAGAAGAAGAUUAAGAAAAGUUAAUGAAGCUUUUGAAGCCCUGAAGCGACAUACAUGUGCAAACCCAAACCAACGCCUACCAAAAGUGGAAAUUUUGCGCAAUGCUAUCGAAUACAUUGAAAAAUUAGAAAGAUUGUUGCAAGUUGAAAAAUCGAACAGUGACGGGAAUGAAUUAGAAACAUUAGAAACAAGUUCGAAUACCUCCGAUGCAAUGACAGAAAGCAGUAGCCCCGGAUCCUACUCUUCGUCAGAUAAGUUACAUCACUAUGGCGACAACUAUGACGUAGCAUCGUCUUAUGGUGAGAACUCUCACGUGGUACCAUUGUACAAGCACGUCGAGUCUUGACUGUCUGUCAUUAAUUGUUGAAAGUAUAACCCCAAACAAAGGUAAAGCUAUCACAUCGCCCAAGAAAGCUACAGCCGAUGGAAUGUGCGUAUGCUGAAGCUAGUGAUCUGUCAACGAAUAUAAUCUGGCGUUCACAAGUUUGCAAAUCCACAAAUUACAAAACAUCGGAGAGAGAAAACAAGAAUGAAAUCACAGCGCAGCUAAUGAGAGAGUAUUUUGAGCAAAAUCUUUGACUAUAAAAACACUCGUUGAUAUUUUUCCAUUAAAACUUUUUAAAAUCGGUGUUAUGGAAAAAAAUAUUAUUAACUUUAAAGGAAGAGAUUUUUAUUGCCGAUUUAUCAUCUUGAUUCUACAGGGUUAACACGGUCAGUGUGGAUUUAUCCACGCUAAGCGCUAACUAUCGAGUCAUCCAUGCAACCUUGAAAUAACGUUGUAGUUAAAACACGUUAAAAUAAAACAACCUUAAAUGCAAUAUUCCUUUCCCAAUUCUGUUUCAGAUGGGUUUCUUCUAUAUUAAUUAGAUUUAAUUUAAUCUUUAAAAAUCUGAUUUAAUCACGUUUGUGAAAUGUUCACUUCCAUUAUGUCUUACAAGUACUGUACACGCAAUCGAAAGUGAAUUCAGAAUUUUCGAAUUACACCAAGAAUCCGUUGUUUUAGCCUAAUUCAAUUUGAAUAUAUUGGUUUAAUUGAUUUAUUUUCUCGAGAAGUUGGAAAAUCCUUGAGUGGGGAGGGUACUCAAGCAGCCUGAUUAAUCAGCUCCCUGAUGACAUUCUAGGGAGAGUUUAGCGUCGUCAGGUUUACGUUAGUUAUAACGUCUGACGAUUAUUAUUUAUUGUAGAUAGAUACUGUAAAACAGUACUGUUGGCAUUUUAGUAUGUAUCUAGAGACAGAUCUAGAAUUGACUUGUUUAUUUAAUAAUGAACAAAGCGAAAUUUACCAAUAGAUGUAUAGAUUUAUAGGAAAGGUUUACGGAUAUAAAUAAACAUAUAAAUAGGUUUUAUUCAUCAAGGAUGUAUAUGGAUCAAUAGAAGUUUAAACAAUGUUUUAAGUUGACACUGUUUGUUUAAAAGAAUUUAGUGAUAGGGCCUAUUUCCCGCGUGCCAUUAAUGGGAAAAUUGAGCAUGCGGCUAAUAAUAUAUGCCUCAUUGUACAUUAAUGCUAUGAAGCAAAUUUAAUAAGUCAAAGGUGUAAAAUAUUAUAUUAUGGACUUAUUCGAACUAAUCAGUGUCGUUAAUUUAUGCAAGCUAUGGUUUGGCCAAUUAUUCGUAGUUCUGAAGUCGAUCGUUUUAUCAUGACUUCAGUUAACGUUUAGGCUUUAGCUAUAGUGAAGACUAACCAUGAAAGUACCGGUGCCGAUCCCUUCAUUGACUAACUCGUACGUUCGACUUCAAAUUCAGGUAAAAAGUUAUACAGUAUAUUGUGAGAUAUAUGUGUCAUUACUUGAUGAUGCAUAAAAUAGGCCAAUGUUUAGUAAAUAGAUAUAUUUCGAAGUAAUUUAUUCUAAUAUAUCUCCCUUUGAAUGUCGUUUAGCGUUUAAAUAAAUACAUUUACGAACGUAUGUUGAUUAGGUUCAAAGCUUUGAAAACAACACGGGUACAAUGACAAUCAAUACAUGAUGUUAUCAUAAAAUGAUUGUUUCUUGAUAUUUUGAAGCGGCAUUGAAGUUCGACGAAAGCUGGGACAUGAUAACCAUUUUAAAGGAUCAAAUAAAUAUGACCUCUAUGACGUGUCAAAUUAAUAUGUAUGAUAUGCAAAUUUAGUCGAAAUACGUCACAGAUUAAUCGUCAUAGGCCUAGUAUUUUAUCAUGUACCUCCGUGAUCUUAUAAAUAAUGGUAGGACUCACUUUGUAAAUAGAAGAAUACAAAAUUUGUCCUACUAAUCUUUCACUUUUAGAAGUAGAUUAGACUACCGAACGCAGUACUAUAAGUUGUAAAGUCCUUCCGUAUUUAAUUGUAUAUAGUCAAUAUAAUUAUGUAUAUCAACUUAUUUCCAAAUUAUUGAUCUGCGUACAUUAUUAAUAUGCAUAUUAAUAUUAUGUACACUUAAAAUAUACCGAAUAACUGCCGUAAAGAUUCGAUUAGGUGUCUAUUAAGCAGACGCAUACGUUGUCAGAGCUAGUAGAACUGCUCAUAAGAAGUGAAUCUAAUAAUAUCAAUGAUGUAUAUUUACUGUAUUUCGAAGAAUGGAUAUUGAAUUGACAUUUAUCAUAAAUGAUGGAUUAAUUAAGUGCGUCUGCACUGACUAUCUCAGUUGAUAUCUCAUUCAAAGUAUCCGAUUAAAACUGAAACAAGUUUUAAUGUAAAAUGUGUACAAAAUAUUACUUUAUAAUUGGUUGGUGCUAUAUGGAAAUUGUAUAUUGGUACUUAAUUUCCUAUUAAUUUCCACUCUUAUUGUAAGCGGUAUCUGCUUAGUCCCUCAUGUUCCGUCCUUUCAAGGACAAAAUUUACCAAAUGCAAACAUUGCUUAGGGGUGUACUUAUGUUAACACAGUAGGACUAUCUGGCUUUUUUGUUCCAUGUUUCUUUAGCUGCUGCUAUUUAGUCAAUGAAACAUAUCAGUUUAUUUGGACCUGCCUUCAGCAACAUGAUUUCAAAAUUAAAUCAACCGAUCUUUAAUCCAAUAUUUAUGUUUUAGGGUCUCUUGUGAUCUAAUCGUGUCAAUAUAUCAUAACAAAUAUAGGCCUGGUCUGACUAUAUAAUAGUUAAAAGGUGUAACAUAAUAAAUUCCUAUAAGAGAUUCAGUUACGAAUUCCUGUAGAGAUUUGCCGUGGGGUAGUUUUUCUCUCUUUUUUUAUUUCAGAUUGCGUUAAAUCCUAUAUUAUAAUGAUAUUGUUAAAGUUUCGUAUUAUUGUCCCCAGAUUACAUGUGCAUUUCUGUAUGUAUUGUAAAUAAGACAGUGAACAGUUGUGUAUUUAUUUCUCUUCUUAUCUUUAAAGUGAUCAAAUAAAGAUUGAUGUCCUUACA